UGGAGGAGUUUGAUUUUUUUGUUUUCAGACUCAGUGGCCAGAUUGCGUUCCUGUGAGGAGUUCGGUCAAAUAAAGGGACACGUAACAAAAAUUGUAAAUAAGUAGUCCGAAAACUUCCUGUGCGGUAGCCGGUGUGGACACAAAUAGCUAGCUAAUGCCUAGAAUACUGACUAAGUUGGCUUGCUAACUCGACCGAAUACAUCCAGCAUUAACUAACAGUUAGCUAGACGUCUCUUUUCUGUUUUUGGAUCAGGUAAACUAGCUAAUUGAUCUGUGCAUCUGUGACAUAGCUAGGUUACCCGUACAUGGACGUGCAAUGGCAUCGGUUAGAGUGGCUGUCCGGGUCAGGCCCAUGAACAGACGGGAGAAAGAUCUCUCUGCCAAGUGCAUCAUUCAUAUGCAAGGGAACAAGACUUCCAUUACUAACCUCAAGAUUCCCGAUGGGAACUCCGGGGACUCGGGCCGGGAGAGGAUCAAGACGUUCACGUACGACUUCUCCUACGACUCGGCCGACGGUCGAAGCUCCUCCUUCGUUUCUCAGGAGACGGUUUUUAAAGACCUGGGCUCUGACGUGUUGAAGGCCGCCUUCGAGGGCUACAACGCCUGCAUCUUCGCCUACGGUCAGACGGGUUCCGGGAAGUCCUACACCAUGAUGGGGAACCCGGGGGAUUCGGGGCUGAUCCCGCGCAUCUGCGAGGGCCUGUUCAGCCGCAUCUCAGACACCACCAGCUGGGACCAGGCGUCCUUCCGCACCGAGGUCAGCUACCUGGAGAUCUACAACGAGCGCGUUCGGGACCUGCUGCGGAGGAAGGCCACGGACACGUUCCACCUCCGCGUGCGCGAGCACCCCAAGGACGGGCCCUACGUGGAGGACCUGUCGAAGCACCUGGUGCAGAACUACAGUGACGUGGAGGAGCUGAUGGACGCGGGCAACAUCAACCGCACCACGGCCAGCACGGGCAUGAACGACGUCAGCAGCCGCUCCCACGCCAUCUUCACCAUCAACUUCACCCAGGCGAAGUUCGCAGCGGAGAUGCCGUCGGAGACGGUGAGUAAGAUCCACCUGGUGGACCUGGCGGGCAGUGAGCGGGCGGAUGCCACCGGGGCCACCGGAGUCCGCCUAAAAGAGGGAGGCAACAUCAACAAGUCCCUGGUCACCCUGGGCAACGUCAUCUCCGCUCUGGCGGACAUUUCCCAGGACGGCACCACCCACAUGAAGAAGAAGCAGGUCUUCGUGCCGUACAGAGACUCGGUGUUGACCUGGCUCCUCAAGGACAGUCUCGGCGGAAACUCAAAGACCAUCAUGAUCGCGACCGUGUCUCCCGCGGACGUGAACUACGGCGAGACGCUGAGCACGCUGCGCUACGCCAACCGCGCCAAGAACAUCAUCAACAAGCCCACCAUCAACGAGGACUCCAACGUCAAGCUGAUCCGCGAGCUACGCGCGGAGAUCGCCCGCCUCAAAGCCCUGCUCAUCCAGGGCAAUCAGAUUGCCCUGCUGGACUCGCCCACCGCCCUCAGCAUGGAGGAGAAGCUGCAGCAGAAUGAAGCCCGGGUCUUGGAGCUGACGAAGGAGUGGACCAACAAGUGGAAUGAGACCCAGAACAUCCUGAAGGAGGAAACCCUGGCACUCAGGAAGGAGGGAAUCGGGGUCGUGCUGGACUCAGAACUGCCACACUUAAUCGGAAUUGAUGACGACCUCCUCAGCACCGGCAUCAUCCUCUACCAUCUGAAAGAGGGGAAGACGUACGUCGGGAGAGAGGACGCCACGACCGAGCCGGACAUCGUUCUCCACGGGCUGGACCUGCAGAACGAGCACUGUGUGUUUGAGAACCUGAGCGGGACCGUCACCCUGGUGCCUCUCUCUGGCGCCCAGUGCUCCGUCAACGGGGUGCAGGUGACCGAGCCGUCCCAGCUCAACCAAGGUGCUGUCAUAUUGCUCGGGAGAACAAACAUGUUCAGGUUCAAUCACCCGAAAGAAGCGGCUAAACUCAGGGAAAAGCGGAAGAGUGGCCUGCUGUCCACGUUCAGCCUGUCGAUGACGGACCUGUCCAAGUCGUGUGAGAACCUGUCGGCCGUGAUGCUGUACAACCCCGGGCUGGAGUUUGAACGUCAACAACGGGAGGAGCUCGAGAAGUUGGAACAUAAAAAGCGGCUGAUUAAGGAGAUGGAGGAGAAGCAGAAGAGCGAGAAGGCGGAGCUGGAGCGCAUGCAGCAGGAGGUGGAGUCGCAGCGCAAGGAGUCCGAGGAGGCGCGCCAGCGCGUGCGUCGGCAGGAGGAGUCGCUCCGCGCGCGCAGCCAGGACAUCGAGAGCCGCCUGCGGGACCUCCUCGCCGAGAAGGAGCUCUUCGAGGAGCAGCGGGUGCGCGAGGCCCGCGACCAGGAGCGCCGGGAGAAGACGGAGAUCUUCCAGGAGCUGGAGCGCCUCCGGCGGGAGUGCGAGGAGCAGACGGCGCGCAUCGGGCUGGAGAGGAGGCGCAUGGAGGAGGCGGAGCGGGAGCAGCUGGCCCUGGUGGGCCGCCUGGAGGAGCAGCUCCUCCGCAGGCACGAGACGGUGGGCCUCCUGCGGCGGGACGACGCCCGCCGGCUGGGCGAGGAGAAGCGCGAGCUGGAGGAGAUCCGGGAGGCCCUGCUGCGGGCCAAGGAGGCGCGGCCGGAGGGCGGGGAGGAGCACGAGGAGGCGCAGCUGGCCCGGGGCAGGUACGCCGAGUUUAAGGAGGUGCAGCUCGACCGGCUGGCCGACCUGCAGGAGGAGCUGACGCAGGAGAAGGAGCGUCUGGAGCGGGACGUGUCGGUGGAGCGCAAGGCCCUGGGGCUCCUGCAGCGCUCCCACGAGGAGGCGCAGCUGAAGGAGGUGCAGGGAGCGCAGGACGGCGCCGGAGGGGCUCAGGAGAAGGAGCGCAUCCGCCAGGCGGAGCAGAGGCUGCAGUUUAAGGAGCGGCAGCUGGCCUCGCUCACGGAGACGCACCUCCCCACCGUCCGGGAGGAGAGGCAGCGCGCCGCAGAGCUCCUGGAGAGAGGCCCCCUGGGCCUGGACAACACCCUGUACCAGGUGGAGAAGGAGGCGGAGGAGAAGGCGGAGCAGCUCUCCCUGUACUGCUCCAGCGCCGACCAGCUGCAGCAGCUGCAGCAGACCUACGAGUUCACCGCCAACGUGGCGCGCCAGGAGGAGAAGGUGCGCCGGAAGGAGCAGGAGAUCCUGGAGUGGAAGGAGAGGAGGCAGCGGGAGGCGCUGGAGCAGGCCGUGGCCCGGCUGGAGAGGAGGCACUCCGCCCUCCAGCGCAGCGCCUCCGUGGGCCUGGAGGUGGAGGGGCAGAAGCGUCGGCUGGAGGUCCUCCAGGGGGAAGGGGAGGACCAGGUGGAGGGCCUGGGGGUCAGCCUGGAGGAGGAGCACCGGGCUCUGGAGGAGGAUGGGGAGAGGAUAAACGCGUACAUCGAGGAGGAGGUGCAGAGGAGGCUGCAGAAGAUCAGCCUCGUCAACGGCGAGCACAGCGCGGAGUGCCUGAGAGAGGACGAGAGGUCUCAAAACGGCCUGGAUUCCAGGAAGCUGAAAUAUAAGCGGCUGGCCUCCCGGCCCCUGGCCCCCGGUCCGGACGGGACGAGGGACCUGGUUAGAGUGGGGAUCCCGCGGUACGUGCUGCGGGGGCAGGGGAAGGACGAGCACUACGAGUUUGAAGUGAAGAUCACCGUGUCGGAUGAAACGUGGACCGUGUUCAGGAGGUACAGCCGCUUCCGGGAGAUGCACAAGACGCUCAAACAGAAAUAUCCGGAGCUCAUGUUCGGAGACGAGCGGCUGAAUGUUUCCCCGUUGACCUCGGGUCCGAGGGCCGCGGCGGUUAGUCUCCCGGCGGGGUUCGACCCCGCCACGUUCCGGCUUCCGGCCUGGGACGAAGCCCAAAUCCGUUUAAUUUCCCCCGGCGCUUAUGAGAAUCGGAAACUGAUGAACAUACGAACGGCUCUGUUCUUCGUGUUCGGAGCGCCGCUCAUAAACCGCUACGUGGAGACGGUGAAGUUUUAUGGCCCUGUGUUCGGCACUGGCGAAGCGUCGGGGCUGCCCGUCUCACGUGAGAAAGGCUACGAGGUCCUGGAGUACAUCUGGGCGGCCUUCUUCAGUUUGCUGAACGUGGGGAAAACCGUGACUGUCCCUGAUGUCUUCGACCGCGACCACGGUUCUGAGUGGUCAAACAUUUGGGGACGGGCCCUUGCCUCUUGGCGCGGGGUUUGGUCUCACGCGUUUGUCUGCUGUGUGUUUUUCCCCCCACAGAGGUACCUGAGGAAAUUAUUUUGGCUGAUGCUGGAAUCUACCAACUCCCCUCUCCACGAGGAGAAGAUGGGCCUCCGGCUCUCCAAACAUGCUGUCUGCGAGCUCUCCCCCUUCUUCAGGAAGGGCGUCUUCGACUACAGCAGCCACGGGACCGGCUGAGCUCCGGACCGGUCGGGACUGGUCGGGAGUACUACCAAAAAAAGAGACUUGUGCCUUUUCUGUGGCAGUGAUGAACUUGAAUGUAGCACACAGCGCUAGGCCUGCCUGCCUGCCUCCCUGCGCUCUGAACACAAAUAACCCCCACACCCGCAACCGUGCUCACUCAACCUCACACACGCAUGACGUACACACACCUCUCUCUCUCUUAGACACGGGUCGAUGACACAGGCCGUUACAUAACGCAGAAAAGCCCCUCACUCUCACUCUCACUCUCACUCACUCACUCACUCACUCACACUUACACACACACACACACACACACACACACA
Messenger RNA from Conger conger (European conger), 4752 nucleotides. It is a transcript of the gene kif16ba, whose product is annotated as kinesin family member 16Ba. The coding region runs from base 317 to 4423 and encodes 1368 amino acids. Gene Ontology annotation, molecular function: phosphatidylinositol binding; microtubule binding; ATP binding. Gene Ontology annotation, biological process: microtubule-based movement. NCBI's taxonomy places the organism in Eukaryota, Metazoa, Chordata, Actinopteri, Anguilliformes, Congridae. The transcript has 30 exons. The record is from RefSeq and is a predicted model, not a curated record.